Vicia villosa (hairy vetch) is the source of this 1260-nucleotide messenger RNA. Its product is annotated as F-box/kelch-repeat protein At3g23880-like. The transcript has a single exon. The record is from RefSeq and is a predicted model, not a curated record. NCBI's taxonomy places the organism in Eukaryota, Viridiplantae, Streptophyta, Magnoliopsida, Fabales, Fabaceae. The coding region runs from base 1 to 1260 and encodes 419 amino acids. Gene Ontology annotation, molecular function: protein binding.
AUGUCGAAGAAGACUCUGUCCCCGUCCAGUGUUCUUCACGAUGAACUCAUCACCGAGAUCCUUUUGUUACUUCCUAUAAAAGCUCUUCUUCAAUUAAAGUGUGUAAGUCAUUCUUGGAACACUCUUAUUUCUGAUUCUGCUUUUGAGAAAUUUCAUCUCAAGAGAUCAACAACAUCACGGAAUACACACUUCACGCUAAUCACUCGGCACCUCAUACCUGUCGAGGAAGAAAGUUAUUGCCACGGUUAUUUUACUGUCAUUCCAUAUCCUAUAACUCAUUUAUUUGAUAAUCCCUCGUCUCCCUUUGUUGCUGAUUCUCAUUAUCUUUUAAACAAUGACGAUCACCCUCCCUUUAGUAUUGUUGGUUCCUGCAAUGGAUUGAUCUGUUUGCUUUAUCUUGAUUUCACUUACACCCAUGAGGAGUACUGGUUCCAAUUAUGGAACCCAACCACUAGAAAAAUAUCUCAAGAUCUGGGAUAUUCUCGUCAUUCAAAAUUAGGGUUUAUUUUCAAUUUCAGGUGUGAUGAUUCUACCGGCACUUUUAAAGUGGUUGCCUACCGCUUCAUUCCUGAAGGAUAUACAAGUGAGGUGAAAGUUUUUACUGUUGGAGAUAAUGUUUGGAGAAAAAUUGAAAUUUUCCCCAUUGUUCCUCUUGCUUUUCCGUUGUUUUCACAAUUUAUGGGUAAUAGGUCUGAUGGUGUGUUUUUAAAUAGCACUCUUAACUGGUUGGCUCUUCACAAGCACAUCCAGAAGGACCAAGAUGAUUAUGAUUACGCUUACAAUUGGGCUUGUCUUAUGAAGGAAAUUACUGUUGAGGACCUUGUUAUUGUUUCUCUUGAUCUGGCUACGGAGACAUAUAAUCGGUAUCUAUUGCCUCAGGGUUUUGAUGAGCUGCCGCCUGUAGAGCCAGCAAUUUGUGUGUUGGGAGAAUGUCUUUGUUUUUCUUAUUUUCACAAGGUAACUGGGAUUGUUAUAUGGAAGAUGAAGAAAUUUGGAGUUGAAGAGUCUUGGAUUCAAUUUAUUAAAGUUAGCUAUGACGUUCUUCAUUUGCACUAUGACUUUAGUUACGGUCAUCUUCAAUUAUUGCCUUUGUUUCUUUCUAAGGAUGGUGAUUCAUUGAUAUUGUGCAGCACUUGUAAUAAUGGGGAUGAUGGAAGAGCAAUUAUUUAUAAGUGGAAAGAUAAUAGCGUGCAGGAAAUAAGAGUAAAUGUGAUAGGAAGCUAUCCUACCAAGACUAAGAAAUUAGGGUUCAACAAUUAA